CUCCUUUAUGGAAAAAAAAAUAUUUUCUAACCCAUCUGAACUCACCUAUUUUUGUUGUCAUACCCUUCUAAGAUACCCCGGUCGGAGUUUUAUUGCUUCGGACUCUUCUUACUUGUCCUCAAUUGCUCCGAGAUAUUAAUACCUGCCCCUCUACCCCUCGCAGCAUUUAUCAAUUGAUCUCUGCAAAUCUCCCCCGCCGCCCAAUAUGUCUUUCUUCAUUGAAAACCCUAAUGUAGGGGAUACCAAUCAUUUGGAGGACUCGAGAAUUCGAGGAUACAACCCUCUGACACCCCCCAACCUUCUCCAACAUGAGAUUGCGAUGACAGAGACCUCCAGACAGACGGUAUUGCAAGCCCGUCAAGAGGCUAGCGCAGUUGUUCAUGGUACCGACACCGACAAGCGCCGUUUGCUGGUCGUAGUGGGACCCUGCUCGAUUCACGAUCCCGAAAUGGCCCUUGAAUACUGUGACCGUCUCUUAAAACUCAAGGAGAAAUACAAGGAUGAGCUUUUGAUUGUCAUGCGCGCCUACCUGGAGAAGCCCCGUACCACCGUUGGCUGGAAGGGUCUCAUCAACGACCCCGAUAUCGACAACAGCUUCAAGAUCAACAAGGGUCUGCGUACCUCUCGCCAACUUUUCGUCGACCUGACCAACAAGGGCAUGCCCAUUGCUAGCGAGAUGCUGGACACCAUCUCCCCGCAGUUCCUGGCUGACUGUCUCUCCGUUGGUGCGGUUGGCGCGCGGACAACUGAGUCCCAGGUCCACCGUGAGCUGGCUUCUGGUCUUUCCUUCCCCGUUGGAUUCAAGAACGGCACCGAUGGAUCUUUGGAUGUUGCAGUGGAUGCCAUUGGCUCGGUGAAGCACCCCCACCACUUCCUCUCCGUCACGAAGCCCGGUGUUGUCUCUAUCGUCGGCACCGUGGGUAACCCCGACUGCUUCGUCAUCCUCCGUGGUGGAAAGAAGGGCCCCAACUACGAUGCUCAGAGCAUCGCUGAGGCCAAGGCCAAACUUUCUGCGCAGGGCAUGGAGCCCCGUCUCAUGGUGGACUGCAGCCAUGGUAACUCGCAGAAGAACCAUAAGAACCAGCCCAAGGUGGCUGCUGUGCUCGCGGAGCAGAUCGCUGCGGGUGAGACCGCGAUCAUGGGUGUCAUGAUUGAGAGCAACAUCAAUGAGGGUAACCAGAAGGUCCCGCCUGAGGGCAAGGCCGGUCUCAAGUACGGUGUCAGUAUCACCGAUGCUUGUAUCCACUGGGAGGACACGGAAGCUGUGCUCGAGAACCUCGCCCAGGCCGUCCGUACUCGGAAGGAGAAACUGGCCAACUAGAUCCACGCAAAAAAAAAAACUAAAACUUUCGACUUAAUCUUUUCAACUGCUUGAUUGUCCGAGCAAAGCUUAUAUUUUGAGCCAUAAUCUUCCGGUGUUGGAAAAUGGGUUGGGCCAUGAUAGCGUUCUGUGAAUAAAAGUACGAUUCGGUUUCAAUACAGGGGAUGUAUUUUACCAUUGAACCAACACUCUUCCACUGUAAAUCAA
Messenger RNA from Aspergillus caelatus, 1528 nucleotides. Its product is annotated as 3-deoxy-7-phosphoheptulonate synthase. Gene Ontology annotation, cellular component: cytoplasm. Gene Ontology annotation, molecular function: 3-deoxy-7-phosphoheptulonate synthase activity. The record is from RefSeq and is a predicted model, not a curated record. The coding region runs from base 206 to 1321 and encodes 371 amino acids. NCBI's taxonomy places the organism in Eukaryota, Fungi, Ascomycota, Eurotiomycetes, Eurotiales, Aspergillaceae. The transcript is spliced from 4 exons. Gene Ontology annotation, biological process: aromatic amino acid biosynthetic process.